GCGCCACGAAGGGAAUGGAAUCGAUGCAGCGGUCACCAAAGCGCACAGCGGCCAUGCCGAAGAAUCCGUCACCAAGGAAGCUUCGUGAGAAAUCUGCAGCGGAAGUGUAUCCGUUCCCUCCCACCGUGCCACUUCGAGAGCUCAUCCCAAGGGACAACCAAGAGAAUACUACGAGUGUCUUCAACCCGAAACGCCGCAGUCGAGUCGAGUCGAAACCAAUUGUGGGUGGUGCACUGGACUAUGCGAAUCCCCCCGCGGGCUCGCUCCACCCGAUUAUUCGCACGAGUAUUGCCGCAGACACGUUGGACCAGCGCUUAAACUCCAUCAAGCAACAGAUCGACCACGUUCUGCUGGGUGGCAUGCUCAAGGAUGACGGAUCGUCCUCCCCACGGAAACAAGAGAGCCCGCGCCCCAUGACGACCAACGACACCCUCCUGUCGCCAUUGUCAUUGCGGUCGACUGUCCUACCUGCAAUCGAUGCGACCCCCGAAGCUAUCGCCAGGUCCCAAGCGUACCUGUGCGCAGACGACGAAAUUGAAAAGUGGAUUCAGAACUACGAGGCAGAGAAGCAUCGUUUCACGUCGUACGCACUCUUCACCGAGUACAAGCUUGAUCAACUCGCCAACUUUACCGCCAACACCGGCCGGCCCAACGUCCUCGAGACUGCUGCAUGUUGUGCGGCACUGUUCAAGAUCCCUGGAAUUCUUGGCAACUACCGGUCGCUGCUCCAGAAGAUCGUGGUGGGACUCGAGUACGGUCUGUACGGCGAUUCUAGCUGUGAGUCGUCCUUCACCGACGAUAUUGGAUUCCACGCGUCGACGCCGCGCAUCAAUGAAAGGUCCAGCGUCGACAUUGUGCGCUCUUUCUACCAUCGAAAACCCUUCUUUGUUCAGUUGCGCGAACUCGAACACGACCACGCGAUCAGCGUGCAUUUGGGCGGCGCAAGGCGCUCCACGGCCUUGUUGGACCAAGACAAGCGCCGCGUGAUUGAACUUUGCUCGGCCGAUCUGUUGGAAGCUGGCCUCCUACGGUUUAGUGACGAAGUGCGCCAGCAAAUCGGCAUGAAGUUGGUUGCGUCUGUGGCCAACGGCGGCGCACAUCUUGGCAAAGCGCACAUGUCGGACGUGUGUAGACGCUUGCUCAAGCUCGCGGAAGCGCUGGACAUGCACUCGAGGGCCCUCGUCGUAUCGAGCUUGCUGGACGACCUCGACGAGGAAAACCGUGCGCUAUCGGCAUUUCAAGGCCUCGGACCCGACGGCGAGGCACGAGUGCUUCAGAUGAUCUUGAAUCGCGACGAGAAAGAUCGAUUUGCCAUUCGAGACACCGUCGACCGCGUCCACGAAUGCAUUCCAUGCCUUGUCCAUUUGUACGCCAUGUCGUGUGACGCCCAUCGCACGGGGUUCCUAGCAGCCAUGCUCGGCAACAAGUACGAGUACGGUUUUAUCUGCGACCUGGCCAAAGUCAUCCGCACGGAGCAGUUGGAACAGCUCGCAGACUUUGUCAAUGGCGCAACGCACGCCAAGCUGGAGGCGCAAUGGACAGGACUAGACCGCGCCUUAACCCCGGACCACCUCCACGCACUUCUCACAUCGCCAGACUCGUUUCCCAAGCCGUAUACUCCGUCGGAACAACGCCGAUUGUUUGACGACGUGUGUUCGUUGUUGCGCAACUGGUCGUCCGUCGCGAUCGACUUUUGCGAGCACUUGUUGGAAAAAUGCCGGUCGUUGCACCCGGCGCAGCGCAAGAUCUUGCUCGCGACGCUUCUCCACGACGAUUUUGGAACGUCGAAAGCGGCCCUGGCGGACCUCUUGCUUCGGUUGUCACCAACCGAGAAGCAACAACUUCAAACGGUGCUGCACGACACGACGUUUGUCAUGGCACACUUUAACGAGCAAGUGGCCCACAUGUCGACCGAAACGCGGUCCAAAGUUCUAUACGCCGUCAUGGAAUCCAUGCGGGCGUCUGUGCCCGACGACGACGCCAGUCCUGCUGACUCGAAGCAAGCGAAAACGAUCAUUCGAGUUUGCCGCGAAUUGUUUGGCAUCACGUUGCACACGGACCCGCGUGGAUGCGCCGCCCCCACAAGCAACCACGAUCCCAUGACGACAGAGACGGCAGCCCACACGCUCGACGUGCUGCAUCAACUUGACGACGCCACACGCAACACAAUUAUCCAGUCCCUGGUGCACACGUUGGACGUGCCGACGACGGCGGCCACCACCAGCAAUGGAUCGUCGCCCUACCUGUCGGAGGAGCGGCGAACGACCAUGAUCGCCGCGAUCGAUCGUGUGUUGACGGUCAAUGGCGAAGGGCUCAUUGAAGAGGCGAAAGUCUCUCCAACUGCGGUCCCUCCCCGGCAACUGUCUGUCGAAGAGCAGAUCGUGAGUGGCAUGACGGAACAAGACACGUCGUCGUUGUUGGAGCACGCCAUGAUGACAGGAAAGACGCCAAAAGGGUUUGCCAAAGUCAUUCACAAGGUCGUGUCGACAUUGGAGGCGACGGGGCGGCGGCACACGGUGGAUCGCGUGCUCACCAAGAUCAUGGAAAAGGCGCAAGAGCUUGGCGACGAAGACAUGACGGACGAAGAGCGCGCGGCGUUUUCAACCGCCAGCACCCAAGACAAACUGAGUUCGAUCCACCAAGUCGCUCAGCGCCAUGCCAGGGGCAUGAACGACCCGAACAGCACCCGAUCGGAUGACGAAGACGACGACGACCUGUCCGACGACGAGCGCAACAAGGACGCAGUUGUCAAAGCUGGCAUGGCGAAUGUGGCGUGCCAGACCGACGUGAAUUUUGCCGUCGAGUCCAACGAGAGCGUCGACGGCAACCGCGCAGCCAAUUCUGCCCUGCAAACGCGUAAACAACCGGUGACGCUGACUAGUCUCACGAAGCGGGCCAAGGGAAAGAAAGUUAUCAAGGUGGACAGUGCCAACGUCCCGCACGCGCUGGCGUCGCUCGUCACGUCGUGGAAGAUUAACGUGGAUCAGCUCGCCAUGUGCUGCAAGAAGCCGCUCGGUACCAUUUUAAGGACGAUUGCCGACACGUAUGCGGAGAAGAUUGUGCGGAUGAAGAAGGCAGGCAGUCUGCACAGCGCUUCAGGUGUUGUUGCAACCAAAGGGGCCGACUCCCUCGCCCAGAUCGCGUACCAAUCCCUUCUGCACAGCUACGGCCUUCCAUCCAUUGCCGACAUGCACUUGAUCGGGCUCGGGUGUGCCUUGGACAUGUAUCGCAACCAGCACCGCCGCGUCGACUUGUUUUGCCAGUUUUUAUACAACGAAGUGCCCGGGUCGUGGCUCGGCAUGUUUCUCCAAUGCAUCGAAGUCAUUCUGGACGAAUCGAUCCUCGACAACGCGGGCGACCAAGGGUACUUUGUACCUGGCAUCAACGGACAGACCAACCACGCGCGUGUCGGGUCGAUCAUACCACCGACGACGCUGCCGUCGUCGUCGUCAGCGUCGGCAUUGAAAAAAGCUCGACCGACUCGGCUCAACAUCCCCGACAAGGACGAAUGGUUGAUGCCACUCGAUCGGGCGCUGGAGGUAGUCCAAUACUGCUUUCGAAGCAUGCGCCGCGUACACGUCGCCGCGUUCUGCGACAAGAUCACGCAGGGAGGAUGCACUGCGACGAGUUCGUCCAGCCCCGACGCCGUGGACAACACGAUCGUAAACGUCGAUGUUUUGCUUGCCUGGGUCGUCGGAGAAUGGAACGAGGAACAACUCCGACGAGACAAGCACCUGCGGGACGCGUUCCGGGCCGGCGACAACAACGGCGACGGCCAGCUCAGCUACGAGGAAUUCCGCCGCAUUGUGCUUAGCAUCGACAAGUCGCGCGAUGAUUCGGACGUGCUGCAGCUGUUCAGCGACACGUUGCGGCGUACGGGCAGCGAUACGAUUGCUCCAGACGACUUUUUGGUCGUCGCCAAGGAGUACGGGCUCGCCGAAAUGGCAUGGGACGCGGACGGCGACCUGAACUCGAUAUCGAACGGCCUCCACGAAAUGAACUCGAUGUGGCCCACCGUCCGACCGUUCUUCGUGGGAACCCUCGAAGCGCUCGGGCGUGACUUGCCUCCGACGCAUUUCUUGCGAACAUGUCAAGCUGCUGGAUGUGGUUGCCUCAAGUGCCUAGUGGAUGGGUACGCGGGCUUUCAAGCGAUGCGCGGCAACGCUACCGAGGAAGCUGCCGUGGCCAUUUGGAAGCGAUUCUGGCACCUCAUGGCCCAGCUCUUUGAAGCAUGCGACAAGAGUGACGGGGUCUACACACCGUGGGCAGGGAGUUCUCCGAUACGCCGGUACCCGGCGUCCCGUGCCAGUGUCAUACGGUCGAAUGCAAGCCGACGGCAGGCCCUCCCGAUUGUCCUCUUGCCGGAUGUCCUUCGCAUCACGGCCAGACCAUCGUCCAACGUCGAGCACUCGACCGAAGCCGACGUCGUCCAGAGUCUCCAGCAUGUCGUGGCGUGUGACGAACGGCGUGUUUGAGUUAUAUUACAAUCAAUGACAAAGGGUGAACACACGAAAACGAUCCAGUGAAACGAAGGCAGCGAGGACGCGCGCCAACACGGACCUCGUCAAAUCGUCGGGCUGCCGCCAACAAAGCACAUGUCGUCAGGGACGUUGCGCACGCCUUCCAUGACCGACACCAUUUGCCCUCCACAUGUGACGAGCACACGCUUUUCCACAGGGCUUCCGUGACGGGAAUACGCUGAGCCUUGAUGGUGGUAAUGGUGAUGGCUGUGCUGGUUGAACUUGUGGGACGAUGCGAGGUGCAUGGGUGGAGGGGGCGGAGGGUGGAACGGGGCUUGGUGUCGUUGCGGGGACAUGACGGGGCUUGAAAUGGGACUGUUGGCGCUGCCAGUGCUGCUCGUGUCGGACAGCGACAAACUCAAGCUUCGAUUGCUGCGUGGCGACGACGCGAGUUGGGACGCAUCGCCGACUGUCGAUGUGUACUGCUCCAUCAUGAUGCGGUACUCCCGCUGAGCCGUGAGCAUCUUCAGGUCUUGUACGCUCAUGCCAGAGCGGAUGUUGGCUGGCGUCGCCGACGUUGACGCUAAGGAAGUGGUCGUCAUGGAGUUCGCGG
Aphanomyces invadans is the source of this 5073-nucleotide messenger RNA. RefSeq lists its product as hypothetical. Bases 15 to 4475 code for a protein of 1486 amino acids. The transcript has 12 exons. Gene Ontology annotation, molecular function: calcium ion binding. The record is from RefSeq and is a predicted model, not a curated record. NCBI's taxonomy places the organism in Eukaryota, Oomycota, Saprolegniomycetes, Saprolegniales, Verrucalvaceae.